Molecule: messenger RNA, 507 nt
Organism: Zalophus californianus (California sea lion)
Lineage: Eukaryota; Metazoa; Chordata; Mammalia; Carnivora; Otariidae
Product: ribonuclease 7-like
Biological process (GO): defense response to Gram-negative bacterium; innate immune response; defense response to fungus
Molecular function (GO): RNA nuclease activity; nucleic acid binding
Source: RefSeq, a predicted model, not a curated record
AUGCAGCAACCCCAGCCCUCCAUCCGCACUGCUCCCCUCGAGAGGGUCGCAGCCAGAGCAGGAUCCUGCCCCCUACUGCUGUUCCUGCUGCUGGGGCUGUGGGUGGCUGAGGUCCCUGUCAGGGCCAAGCCCAGCACCGUGACUUCGGCUCAGUGGUUUGAAAUUCAGCACGUGCAGCCCAGGCCCCAGCGGUGCAACACAGCGAUGGGCAAGGUCAACAAGUACAGAACGAAACACUGCAAACCCUUCAACACCUUCCUGCAUCAGUCCUUCUCCAGUGUGGCCGCCACCUGUCAGACCCGCAGCAUAGCCUGCAAGAAGGGCCAAAGAAACUGCCACCAGAGCAAAGAGCCUGUCUCCCUGAGCACAUGUGAGCUCACCUCAAGGAAGUACCCAGGCUGCAAGUACAAAGUACCCACUUCUUACAAUGUGGCCUGUGACCCUCCUGAGAAAGGGGAUUCUAGGAAAUCCAAGCUGGUUCCUGUGCACUUGGACAAAAUCCUGUAG